AUGAAAAAAAGGCUUGGUGUCGAUUCAGAAAUAUAUACAAGCUUGAAGCAUUUCGAAAGCAGCUCUUUGUGCAUCUCAUUCUUAUCCGAUAGCAUAAUUCGUCCCACGUCAGAUGACCAGUGCUUAAGCCUUGUAAGUUUGUAUAUACAGGUGUCAUUGAAGCGAGAAGGACUGCUUGUGUGGGCCACACGUGGUUAUGCACUAUUUUAUCAUACUACUGAAGAAUUAAAGCACGUUUCAGUGUCAUCUUUGAGAUCUUCACCACGGGACUACAGGCGAUGUGCAGGAUGCAAUAUUGUACAAUUGUACGAACUCUAA
Molecule: messenger RNA, 318 nt
Organism: Plasmopara halstedii
Lineage: Eukaryota; Oomycota; Peronosporomycetes; Peronosporales; Peronosporaceae
Exons: 3
Coding region: 1-318 (105 amino acids)
Source: RefSeq, a predicted model, not a curated record